This is a messenger RNA of Ceratotherium simum simum (southern white rhinoceros), 1457 nucleotides long. It is a transcript of the gene MAEA, whose product is annotated as macrophage erythroblast attacher, E3 ubiquitin ligase. Gene Ontology annotation, cellular component: GID complex; cytoplasm; nucleus. The record is from RefSeq and is a predicted model, not a curated record. Gene Ontology annotation, molecular function: protein binding; ubiquitin protein ligase activity. NCBI's taxonomy places the organism in Eukaryota, Metazoa, Chordata, Mammalia, Perissodactyla, Rhinocerotidae. Gene Ontology annotation, biological process: proteasome-mediated ubiquitin-dependent protein catabolic process.
UGCCCCUCCGCCCGCUACUGUUUUGGCCGAUUCAAGAUGGCGGUGCAGGAGUCGGCUGCCCAGCUGUCCAUGACCCUGAAGGUGCAGGAGUACCCGACCCUCAAGGUGCCCUAUGAAACACUGAAUAAACGCUUUCGAGCUGCUCAGAAGAACAUUGACCGGGAGACCAGCCACGUCACCAUGGUGGUGGCUGAGCUGGAGAAGACCUUGAGCAGCUGCCCUGCCGUGGACUCCGUGGUCAGCCUUCUGGAUGGCGUGGUGGAGAAGCUUAGUGUCCUCAAAAGGAAGGCGGUGGAGUCCAUCCAGGCCGAGGACGAGAGCGCCAAGCUGUGCAAGCGCAGGAUCGAGCACCUCAAGGAGCACAGCAGCGACCAGCCCGCAGCGGCCAGCAUGUGGAAGAGGAAGCGCAUGGACCGCAUGAUGGUGGAGCACCUGCUGCGCUGUGGCUACUACAACACGGCCGUGAAGCUGGCGCGGCAGAGCGGCAUCGAGGACUUAGUGAACAUCGAGAUGUUCCUGACGGCCAAAGAAGUGGAGGAGUCCCUGGAGAGGCGCGAGACCGCCACCUGCCUGGCCUGGUGCCACGAUAACAAGUCCCGGCUGCGCAAGAUGAAGGGCCGCCAAAGUGAGCACGACGCGAAGACAGGACGGAAAAGUAGAGUGGCCAGUGGCUCCCCUAAAGAGAGUGAGGAUCUUGGUAUGGAAACCAUAAAAGGAAAGCCCGAAGUGAGCUGCCUGGAGUUCAGCCUAAGGAUUCAGGAGUUCAUUGAACUCAUCCGGCAGAACAAGAGACUGGACGCGGUGAGACACGCAAGAAAGCACUUCAGUCAGGCCGAAGGGAGCCAGCUGGACGAAGUCCGCCAGGUCAUGGGCAUGCUGGCCUUCCCGCCAGACACGCACAUCUCCCCCUACAAGGACCUGCUGGACCCGGCCCGGUGGCGGAUGCUGAUCCAGCAGUUCCGGUACGACAACUACCGGCUGCACCAGCUGGGAAACAACUCCGUGUUCACCCUCACCCUGCAGGCCGGCCUCUCGGCGAUAAAGACACCACAGUGCUACAAGGAGGACGGCAGCUCCAAGAGCCCCGACUGCCCCGUGUGCAGCCGCUCGCUGAACAAGCUGGCACAGCCCCUGCCCAUGGCCCACUGCGCCAACUCCCGCCUGGUCUGCAAGAUCUCGGGCGAUGUGAUGAACGAGAACAACCCGCCCAUGAUGCUGCCAAACGGCUACGUCUACGGCUACAAUUCUCUGCUCUCCAUCCGUCAAGAUGAUAAAGUUGUUUGCCCAAGAACCAAAGAAGUCUUCCACUUCUCGCAAGCUGAGAAAGUGUACAUCAUGUAGGCCCAAGUCGCCAAGCGCGCGCCGUGGGGUCAGGCGACGGUGGGGAGCCCCUCACCCUCACGCCCCCCCUGCUGCGGCGUUUCUGUUUCUUGCGACCAAAGAUGAGUGAGCAACGA